Molecule: messenger RNA, 573 nt
Organism: Impatiens glandulifera
Lineage: Eukaryota; Viridiplantae; Streptophyta; Magnoliopsida; Ericales; Balsaminaceae
Exons: 2
Coding region: 1-573 (190 amino acids)
Source: RefSeq, a predicted model, not a curated record
AUGGAUGGACGAAAGGUUUUAUUGGUUAUUGACAAUUGUCUUGUCCAUUCAAAGAUUUUUCGUUCUAUUUUAGAGGGUUUUGAGGAUGAAGAAAUAAAUCCAGAGAAGAUCAAUGUUCUAGAUGCAAUUAUUGCUAUAUCAUCUUGGAUGAACAAUGUUAAGAAUAUCACAAUUGAAAAUUUCUUUCAACAUUGCAAACUCCGUUCGGUAGAAAAUGUGGUUUCACAGCUUUUAGAAGAAGGCAUUAGGGAAUUAAGGUCAACAAUAAAGGAGUUACACUAUCGUAAUGCAAUGAAUGUGGAUCAACUCUUAGAUUAUCCGGAUGAAAAUAAUACGACCGAGAUUUUAACUGAUAAAGAAAUCAUUGACGAUCUUAGAGAAAACAAUCAAGAUGAAGACAAUGAGGAUGAUAGUCAUGUUUUGGAGCCUAUUUCUCGCAAAGAAGCAAUUAGAGUAGCAAUGCAACUUAGUGAUUUUCUCCUACAAUAUGAUAUAAGCACUCCACAAUUUCAUAAAGCUUUGCAAAAAGUGAGGGAUGAGAUUCAAAUGGAUAUAAAUUUUCAUACAAAAUAG